AUGGAACAAAUCAAGCAACUGAAAGAGGAAAUAGCAGCACCACCAAACAUCAUAAUGGAAGAGCAGGCACAAUUAUCUUGGAUUAAACAAAUCAAAAUCAGUGAGAGAGAAAUAUUUGAGAAAGUGUGUGGUGAUGUCACUGUGGAAGACAGUGGAUUAGUUGCUAUUCAGUGUGGUACUAACGCCCAUGCACAGAUUCGUGGAAGAAAUCUGUAUUCAACAGGUAUUCAUAACAUACGCUUUAAGCUUGACAAAAGCUCAAGCGACUGGCUAUUUUUUGGAAUCAUUUCAUCAUCAACACCAAUGAAAGCACGGUCCUACGCAUCACCAUCAGCAUAUGGGUGGGUUGUUGGAUGCGGACAAGUCUGGUUGAACGGCGUACAGUCUGAUGGAUAUGGAGGUUGGGAUGGUGACAUUUGUGAGAAUGAUACAGUGGAACUAACACUCAACUGCAAUGAAAACAAAAUUCAGUGCUUAAAUGAGCGUACAAAGCAGAAGUAUGAAUUGAAAGUUGAUCUCACUAGUUGUCCUUAUCCAUGGAAGUUGCAUCUUAAUCUUCAUUUUGCCAGUGAUCGUGUUAGUAUUUGCUUCUAA
Didymodactylos carnosus is the source of this 594-nucleotide messenger RNA. Lineage: Eukaryota; Metazoa; Rotifera; Eurotatoria; Philodinida; Philodinidae. The record is from the annotation of a GenBank genome assembly.